CUCUUAUACCAGUUUUCUUCACCUAUUGAAUGCUCAGUAAUGUUUUCUUCCUCUGCCUCGAAAUAAACUAAGAAGAAAAAAAGAACCCAGAAAUGUUCGUUGACUGAACAAUAAUUUAUCAAAUACGAAAAUGGCAAUAUUGGGUGCAAGGCCAAUUGGCUUCUCAACCUUUCCGUCGUCUACUUCAUAUCUCAGUUCCAGUUCCAGUUCCAGUUCCAGACUCGCCUCCUCUUCAUUGCCUUCCACACUAUCAAUGGUUGUGGUCGGAAAAUCAAUUAUUUCCCGCGGAUGUGUCGCCUGUUCCGCUGUUCAAGAAUCUUCUACUCCUACAGUCACUGCUGGAACAAACGCUACUCCUGUGGAAGUAAAACCAUCAGCCGCCGCUGGUGGUGGUAGUGAUAAGGAGGAAGCGAAGGCAGCAAAGCCCAAACCCGCUGCGAAGGCUCCUGCUAAAGCAUUGCCGGAGUUGAUGCUGGAGGAUGUCAUCCCUUCAUUGAAAACAAUACUGGAAACUCAAGAUGAUAUAUCUGAAAUUGAACUCACUUUCCAAGACAACAAGUUGGAAGGUUCAUUCCUGAAGGAGGGCUGUCCCUACUGGUUCUGGGCCUUCUUCCCUGAUGGAGUCCUUACAGGUCCAAAAGGAUUCUCCUUGUCUUCAUAUGGCUCAGGAGCAAGCACUGUGGAGCCUUUCCUUGUUGAUGAGAAGAAAAUUACAGCAAGGCAUGUAGUGUUCUGGGUUGAAAAGCGUUUGGCAGCCCAAGGAAUUAUUCCUGUCUGGAAAGAAUGAUGUAUACCAUAAAUAUAUUGCCAUGUCAC
Molecule: messenger RNA, 816 nt
Organism: Hibiscus syriacus
Lineage: Eukaryota; Viridiplantae; Streptophyta; Magnoliopsida; Malvales; Malvaceae
Exons: 5
Coding region: 131-787 (218 amino acids)
Source: RefSeq, a predicted model, not a curated record